AACAUUGCUAAUUCACGCUAUAUUGAAAACUAACCCAUUUGGUUUAUAGAAAAUUUACAUUUCGUUUUUCAUUGGUUUUAAAAUAAGAUUCCACAAUUCUUCUAAAACUUACGGAGUGAAUUUCUUAGUUGACGUAUUUUAUUUUUUUCCCAAUUCUUUUAAAUGCUCCUUACCGUUGGACUUAUCUUCUGGGUACAGAACCUUAUUUGGAGAGCAAUUAUUCAGGCUACUAAUUUUACUCGGAAAUAAACAGGCUUUAGCCCUCCUUUCCAUUCACAGAUUCCACACCACCUCUCCAAAAUUCGUCAUCUUUUCCGUCUUUUAAAGGCCCUCCUUUUCUUUUCAACUCACUUGAGAUCGAUUUGAAAUCCCUCUUUUAUAAAUUUCUUGUCUUCAUUAUCCCCUCUUUAAUCGCAAUCCCAAAACAACAAAAAUCAAGAAUAAUCCAAUGGCGAAGAUCAAUGCCCUCCGCCGUCUCUUCCUGCCGUGCUUCACCCCCGCCACCGCUAACCACCACCCGCUUCCAAUCACGGUGGCCGGCGGCGGCGCCAAGAAGAGGCUGAGCACAUCCCUCCGCGACGAUCUUGACGACCCGAAGCCGAAAGAGGGGAGGAAAGGCGGAACAGAGCAGGAGGAGGAGUACUCUGACCCCGACAGCCCCACGUGUCCCCCCGCCGCCGCCUCCCUGCCGCCGCGCUCCUCCAAGACGAUGGUCGUCGGCACCAUUUUCGGCCACCGCCGCGGGGGCCACGUCUGGUUCUGCGUCCAGCACGACCGUCUCAACACCAGACCCUCUCUGCUCCUCGAGCUCUCCAUCGCCGCCACGACGCUGACCCAAGAAAUGGGCGGCGGACUCGUCAGGAUCGCCCUCGAGUUCAAGCUUGACUCGCCCGAGUCGGAACUCAGCCGAUGCCCGCUCCACUCCAUCCCGCUCUGGACCCUGUUCUGUAACGGGCGCAAACUCGGGUUCGCGGUCCGGAGGCGGCCCACGCAGCAGACCCGGCUCAUGCUCAAGACAAUGCAGUCAAUUUCCGUAGGGGCAGGCGUGAUUCCAUCCGGGUUCGGGUCGGGCGUGGACGAACCGGAAGACCUCAUGUACAUGCGGGCCAACUACGAGUGCAUAACCGGGGGAGCCGAUUCCGAGUCGUUUCAUUUGAUCAACCCGGAUGAAGGUCCGGGUCAAGAGUUCAGCAUCUUCUUGCUCCGGUCUAGGUAAACCCAGGCCGAGUCUUGGCCGGAAUUGGAUUUCAAGAACUCUGGUUCUUGACAUUUCACUGAUUCAAUUCCAAUCUUCUUGGGUCAUGGAUUUCUACGGAUUACCCCACCCAAAAAAAAAAAAAAUCUUUUUGGAGAAUAUUGCUGGUAGUGCAAAAUGCAAAUAAUUCUUUCAUUCAAGU
Molecule: messenger RNA, 1397 nt
Organism: Cuscuta campestris
Lineage: Eukaryota; Viridiplantae; Streptophyta; Magnoliopsida; Solanales; Convolvulaceae
Source: the annotation of a GenBank genome assembly